GUAGAGCCAAUACACUGCCUCCUCGCCCAACGCCGGGGGCAGGGCACGACGGGAGCCAAUGGGCGCGGGGAAGGGAUCAGACGGGAAUCUCUAAUUUAUUGCUUGCUGACUGUUCUGUCUGGUGAAAACCAUGUCAUCCAUAUUGCCAUUCACUCCACCAGUUGUGAAGAGACUUCUAGGGUGGAAAAAAUCAUCUGGUGGCUCUGGAGGUGCUGGUGGUGGUGAGCAGAAUGUUCAGGAGGAAAAGUGGUGUGAAAAAGCAGUGAAAAGCUUAGUUAAGAAGCUGAAGAAAACAGGACAGCUGGAUGAACUUGAGAAAGCAAUUACCACUCAGAAUUGCAAUACAAAAUGUGUGACAAUACCAAGCACUUGCUCUGAAAUUUGGGGACUGAGUGCACCAAACACGAUAGAUCAGUGGGAUACAACAGGCCUUUACAGCUUCUCUGAACAAACCAGAUCUCUUGAUGGCCGUCUACAGGUAUCUCAUCGUAAAGGAUUGCCACAUGUUAUUUACUGUCGUUUGUGGCGCUGGCCAGAUCUUCACAGUCACCAUGAACUUAAAGCAAUUGAAAACUGUGAAUAUGCUUUUAAUCUUAAAAAGGAUGAAGUAUGUAUAAACCCUUACCACUACCAGAGAGUGGAGACACCAGUCUUGCCUCCUGUACUAGUGCCACGGCACACUGAAAUUCUAAUGGAACUUCCACCUCUCGAUGACUAUACCCAUUCCAUUCCUGAAAACACUAGCUUUCCAGCAGGAAUUGAACCACAGAGCAAUUACAUACCAGAAACACCACCUCCGGGAUAUAUCAGUGAAGAUGGAGAAACAAGUGACCAGCAGUUGAACCAAAGCAUGGAUACAGGAUCUCCAGCAGAGCUGUCUCCUAGUACACUCUCCCCAGUUAGUCAUAGUUUGGACUUGCAACCAGUUACUUACUCGGAGCCUGCAUUUUGGUGUUCAAUAGCAUAUUACGAAUUGAAUCAAAGAGUGGGAGAAACCUUUCAUGCAUCCCAGCCUUCCCUGACUGUAGAUGGCUUUACAGAUCCAUCAAAUUCAGAACGAUUUUGUCUAGGUCUGCUCUCCAACGUAAACAGAAAUGCUACAGUGGAAAUGACAAGGCGACACAUAGGAAGGGGAGUACGUCUUUAUUACAUUGGUGGAGAAGUCUUUGCUGAGUGCUUAAGUGAUAGUGCAAUUUUUGUUCAGAGCCCCAACUGUAAUCAAAGAUAUGGCUGGCAUCCUGCAACCGUGUGCAAAAUUCCACCAGGAUGUAAUCUAAAAAUCUUUAAUAACCAAGAAUUUGCUGCUCUUCUGGCUCAAUCUGUGAAUCAGGGUUUCGAAGCAGUUUAUCAGCUUACUAGAAUGUGUACCAUAAGAAUGAGUUUUGUUAAAGGAUGGGGAGCUGAAUACAGGCGUCAAACAGUAACAAGCACUCCUUGCUGGAUUGAACUUCAUCUGAAUGGACCUCUACAAUGGUUGGACAAAGUAUUGACUCAGAUGGGCUCCCCUUCAGUACGCUGUUCCAGUAUGUCAUAAAAUUCCUUUCUCUGUUACCAGUGGACUAAAUAUCGAGUCCAAUCAACAGGCAUUAGAUAACAGCUCAUCUGUCAUAGUAUGUGUGUGGUCCCCAAUGACCACAAAGGUUUUGAAAUUAAAAACAGCACUCGGUCUCAUCAAUUAAAGCACCUUGUGGAUUCUGUUUCCUGUACUCUGAUACUAGAUGAAAAUUUAGUGUAUAGAAAUACCUUCUUCAGAAAGAAGGGACAGUUCUAAACAUUCUUAAUAGUGCUUUUAUUGGAUAAAUAUCUGACUGUCCUAAUGGUUUAUCAAUAACAUGAAUAAGUAUAUGUACAGGUAAUGUAUCAUGAUCUCAAGUAUCACAGUAUUGUGCUGUUCUACAUUUUAGUUCCCAUAAAUAUUUGUUUGUUUUCUUGAUUGGGGUAAAUAUCUCAUAAAUUCCCAAGACUCCUCUAUUCUCUUAUAUUUUUAUAUAAGCAUGUUUUAAAGUUGUCCUAAACAUGAAAAGCAGACUUUCCUUGUAGAAAAUCUUAACUUUUUGCUGCCUUCUUAAAGAAAAAAAAAGAAAAUCUCUUCAUUGGAAGAGAAAGAAAUGUAUUGAGAUUCACCUGUGAAAUCUUAAAACACUUUAUAUGCUUAAUGGGACCCAAAAUGUAUUCAUGUUAUAAAUUCUGAGUAUUCAUCAUGCUUAGGAGUCUACUUUUCCCUACCUGAGUUGAUACGUCUCUUGCCAGCAGUAUUGCUGGCACUGAUAUAAUGUGGGAUUUUUUUUGUACCUUAAAUCACUGAAAUCAGUGUUGCUUCUCAUGGAAUAAGAAUUUGCCAAUGCAUUGGAUAGUGGAUUAAAUACACAAGAUUAUUGGUUUAUCUCUUGCACAUCUGAAAAUCAUAGGUUUUAGUUUUUGGAGCCAGAUAAUUUGAAAAAUCCUUUCCCAAGGUAAACUAGACUUUUUGUAUAGGUUUUUAAUAGAUACAGCUUCUUAACAUAUUUCAGUAAUGUAAUUUAAAUUUCUGAGCUGAGUGGCUUUGUAUAGCUUACUUACAUACCAGAUCAUAUGCAUUCAUUAUGUCAUAAUGGGCUUUGUUAUUAAAAAUAGCUGCUUCUGCAAUAUCGCUAGGAUAGUGGUUACUGAGAUAUGAUUAAUGAAGGAGGACUUCUAGGUUCUUUGUGACAGUGUAUGUUAUUGCGAACCCUUGGACACUGCAGUUGCAUCAUGCUACAAAUAUUCUGAAAUAUAUUCUACAAAUAAGUCCAGUUUGGGGAAUGGUUGGGAAACUGUAUAGAAGGGUUAUUCUGACUUGAAAAAUAUGCAUUUUACUAACAAUCUUGUUACCUAUCUGUCUGUCAAUCUUUUGUUAUUGUGGCAGUAACAGGAUUGCCUUUGUCUUUUUUCCCCAUUGUUUCAUCUAUUAUGCUAGUACUGUACUUUGUAAGUACAGCUAGUAAUAAUUUAGCUUUCAGAUCAAAAAUGUGGCCAGUGUUACAACUUUUAAUCAAUUGACUGAAUUGAUGACAGUGAUGGAUAUUUUUAUGCCAUACAGCAUAGAAGCAAUACCAAAAAUCAAUCCUUGAAAAAGUGGGCCAGACACCUUUAAAAAAAUAGGCAAGGCAGUUUCCAGUAUGUGCUCAUUUUACCAGAAAACUAAUGUAUUGGAAGAAUUUGUGAACCUAAGAAAUAAGUUUCAUGUGUGUUGCAUUUGCCUAAUAUGUGAAUACAUUAAUAAAAGUUUUAAUUCUCAUAA
Pogoniulus pusillus (Red-fronted tinkerbird) is the source of this 3259-nucleotide messenger RNA. RefSeq names its product mothers against decapentaplegic homolog 2-like. Gene Ontology annotation, biological process: activin receptor signaling pathway; cell differentiation; positive regulation of transcription by RNA polymerase II. The coding region runs from base 131 to 1534 and encodes 467 amino acids. NCBI's taxonomy places the organism in Eukaryota, Metazoa, Chordata, Aves, Piciformes, Lybiidae. The record is from RefSeq and is a predicted model, not a curated record. Gene Ontology annotation, molecular function: I-SMAD binding; RNA polymerase II cis-regulatory region sequence-specific DNA binding; DNA-binding transcription factor activity, RNA polymerase II-specific. Gene Ontology annotation, cellular component: heteromeric SMAD protein complex. The transcript is spliced from 11 exons.